AACUAUGAGCAAGAACCCUAUUUGCAGAGCUUUGAGCAACGUUAAACAUAAAAGUUAAUUUAAAAAAGUAACUAUACUUAUGUGUUAACUUAGCUAUUGCAUAGCUUUGAAGCUAUCGCACAACUCCGGUGCCAAUUCUGCUGAUAAAAGGUGACAAAAGACUUUUCUCUUUUCAUGUGGACUGUGACCAGUGUGUACAAACCAUUUCCCAUUUCCUGCCUGCACUGAGCUGUAAGCACAGGCCAACAGCCGACUUCACUACGGACAGGCCAGUGAUAACACCACAGAUGAACUCCUGUAUGUACUUAGCACCUCCUGUUUCAGUUGUCUGCAGACAGCUGCAUUUGAAAUAAGGCUUCUGACUUUCUCUGGAAUUGGUUUGAAAGGCGAAAGACCUUGUUUUCUUUUGUCCAUGGAGUUCUCAUUUUUUCAUGGAAAGAUAACAAGAAGAACUUGUGAAGAACUGCUGAGCAAGAAGGGAAAAAAUGGUAGCUAUUUAAUACGAGAGAGUGAAAGCGUGGAAGGAGCACUGUGUCUCUGUGUUUUCUUUGAAAAUCUCAUCUACACUUACCGUAUCUUCAGGGAACAGCAAGGAUAUUUUAGAAUACAGACUGCUGAAGGUGUUCCAGAGAGGAUCUUCAGAACAUUAAAGGACCUAAUAUACAAUUAUGAGAAGCCAAAUCAAGGACUAAUAACAAACCUUCGCUACCCGGUAGAGAAAUCAAAGGCCUCACAAAGAAGCCUGAGGUUCAAGUCGGGAAAGGAUGGAAUUUAUGAUGAAAUUGGUGACAGUGAUUACGUCGCUGUCUUACCCUAAAUGAUGUGAACCUGAUGGUUUGGGAAGCCGCUGUUCCAGGCUGUGCCACAACACAAGGGAUCAGUUGGGGAGAGCUGCUAGCGGGGCAUCCUCUGCUGUGGAUCUCAACCUCAGGAACUGGCACCUUUGGCAGACUGGCAGAGCAGCUGUAUUUUCUCCCAGCAGAUCCGGUAUAAGCUACGGUAUAUUUUUGUUCAGCAAUAAAAGAGUUAAUUUUUAUAAGACACAUGCAUAUAUAUAUAUGGGAGGGGGAAGGGUAUCUGUGUGCACAUCUGUUUAUUUUGGUUUCAGUCAGCAAACUGUCCAAAUUGUCUACUGCUAAAAUGAAAAAACUGUUAAAAAGCAGCAAUAUAAAUACAAUAAAUGAAUGUGCAAUAUAGAGUACGGCAGAAGUGAUGUAUGUUGACAAAAAUGAUGCAUAAUAAAAUUCUAUUGGAUCAUAUGGAGCUUAAAACCCUGUAAACUCUGUAAUUUUGUGCAUGAUUCACGUUACCUCAUUAUUGGAUAAGUGGGUAGUAUUUCACCUAUGUAAAGAAAUACCAGUAUUAUCCUGUAGUUUGGGUUAAUCUAAAUUAACACCAAAAGGCUUUGUUAAAUCCAUGCUGUAAAGGAUUAAUCAACAACAUGAAAAUGCUUUUAAAUACUUUUAAUAUCAGUGAAUGUUUCUGGUAGGUUACAAGAGCAGCGGAAGUCUGCAUGCAUGUUGGUAUGAACACAUCCUUUUUUUUUUUUUAAGAGACAGUGUACAAAUGAGAGUGCGUAUUACAUUUAAUUUGCUACUGCCAUUAGCUCUGUACUGUAAUGUAUAUAGGUUUUGUUAUUUUUCAAUGUAAGAACUUGCUUUAAUCUUACUCCUCAUUUUAAAUAUUUAAUAUAUGCUUUUAUUCGGAAGGUGGCCUGCCACAAGCAGCCCAAGCCAGAACUGGAACGUAUGUCUUGAUACUCCGUCGCUAGUACCAACUCCCUCUCCAUUUGUGAUCUUGAGGAAGAUAUUUAUAUUGAUUGUGUGUUUGUUUAAGAUCUUUCACAAAAUAUAUGCAUAUUUUUAUGGGUAAUAUUAAUUAGAUUUCUUUCCUAUUCUACCAGUAUUUGGCAUAUAUAUAUUGGUAUAUAUUUUUCAGUAU
Calidris pugnax (ruff) is the source of this 1941-nucleotide messenger RNA. It is a transcript of the gene SH2D1B, whose product is annotated as SH2 domain containing 1B. Bases 413 to 817 code for a protein of 134 amino acids. The transcript has 4 exons. The record is from RefSeq and is a predicted model, not a curated record. Lineage: Eukaryota; Metazoa; Chordata; Aves; Charadriiformes; Scolopacidae.